Molecule: messenger RNA, 3939 nt
Organism: Toxotes jaculatrix (banded archerfish)
Lineage: Eukaryota; Metazoa; Chordata; Actinopteri; Toxotidae
Gene: mknk1
Product: MAPK interacting serine/threonine kinase 1
Exons: 14
Coding region: 112-1500 (462 amino acids)
Biological process (GO): protein autophosphorylation; peptidyl-serine phosphorylation; intracellular signal transduction
Cellular component (GO): nucleus; cytoplasm
Molecular function (GO): calcium/calmodulin-dependent protein kinase activity; calcium-dependent protein serine/threonine kinase activity; calmodulin binding
Source: RefSeq, a predicted model, not a curated record
ACCGGCUGUUUGACUGAUGGAUUUCAGCUAGUAAUGGAUGCUUACAUCAGCUGGCAGAGGCUUUGACAGAGGGGAUCUGGCUGGUUUUGACACAGAGUCCAGUUGGCAGAUAUGGUGAGGCACAGAGUGAUGGCAGAGUUGCAAGCUUUUCAGCACUCUCUCCAGGGUAACUCCCUGGCAUUGGGCCAAAUAGGGCAGAGCUGUGGGGAAAUUCGGGAGAAUGGGAUUGCCACAGAGGAAAGACAGCACGUUUCCAAUGGCCCAUCAGAUUUUGAGAAAAGCCAGCCAGUGAACAUCCCAGAUGCAGCUAAAAGAAAGAAGAAGAAAAGAACAAGGGCAACAGACAGCUUCACAGGAACUUUUGAUGACCUCUACAAGCUAACAGAUGAGGUGCUUGGUCAGGGAGCCUAUGCUAAAGUUCAAGGAUGCAUAAGCCUGCAGAAUGGACAGGAGUUUGCUGUGAAGAUCAUAGAGAAGAGUGCAGGGCACAGCCGCAGCAGAGUCUUUCGAGAAGUGGAGACACUCUACCAGUGUCAAGGAAACAAGAAUAUUUUGGAAUUGAUCCAGUUCUUUGAAGACAGCUCAUGCUUUUAUUUGGUAUUUGAAAAGCUGCGUGGAGGCUCUAUUCUCACACACAUCCAGAACCGUAAGCACUUUGAUGAGCUGGAGGCCAGUAAGGUGGUCAGGGACAUUGCCCAAGCACUUGACUUCUUACACACUAAAGGCAUUGCCCAUAGGGACCUUAAGCUGGAGAAUAUCCUUUGUGAAUACACUGAUCAGGUGUCGCCAGUAAAGAUCUGUGAUUUUGAUUUGGGAAGUGGAGUGAAGCUCAGUAGUGCCUGCACACCCAUAACAACUCCAGAGCUCACCACACCGUGUGGCUCGGCCGAGUACAUGGCUCCAGAAGUAGUGGAGGUGUUCACUGACGAGGCCUCCUUCUACGACAAGCGCUGUGACCUUUGGAGCCUUGGGGUCAUUCUCUACAUCCUGCUGAGCGGCAGCCCUCCCUUCACAGGCCACUGUGGUACUGACUGUGGCUGGGAUCGGGGAGAAACCUGCAGAACCUGCCAGAGUCACCUGUUUGAGAGCAUCCAGCAGGGCAAGUAUGAGUUUCCAGACAAGGACUGGGCUCACAUCACAGCGGGGGCCAAGGAUCUCAUAUCUAAGCUAUUGGUUCGGGACGCCACCCUGCGUCUCAGUGCUGCUCAGGUCCUCAAGCACCCUUGGGUGCAGGGGAACGCUCCAGAGAGAGGUCUUCCAACUCCUCAUGUUCUACAGAGGAACAGCAGCACCAAAGACCUGACCCAGUUUGCUGCAGAAGCCAUUGCCUUUAACCGGCAGCUGUCCCAGCAUGACGAGCAGCAGGAGGACGUCGGAGUUAUGGUCUGCUCCAUGAGGCUUUCUCCUCCUUCCAACUCCAGGCUGGCUCGUAGACGGGCGCAGUCCAACGCCCUGCGCACCAGGGAUUUCGCACCCACUUCGGAUGACCUUGCAGCCUGAAGGACCAGUACAAGCCGUCAUGUUCCCUGACUGAUUUUAGUCCCUGCCUGCUCCUUGUGUGUGUGUGUGUGUGUGUGUGUGUGUGUGUGUGUGUGUGUGUGUGUGUGUGUGUGUGUGUGUGUGUGUGUGUGUGUGUGUGUGUGUGUGUGUGUGUGCGUUUUGUUUCCACAGGGAGCCUUGUAGGAUGAGCCACACAUCAUCAGAAGUGACUGACUGUUGGUGUUAAAGCUCUUUCCCAUGGCCAGUAAUCUUAUCACUCAGACAGAGCUUGAGCACCAAGGGGACAGUUAAUCCUCGGCUACCGCCUCCUAACUGAAAACAAAGUUGAAACUUCAGAGUUUUGUCCAGGAGCCGUUUUAAGCUGCCUGAGUUUUAAACAAGGACUUUUUCAUUUGAGAAUAGCUUUGGGUUUUAGAAAUUCACAUGUAGUCUUCACAGAUUUAUUUAUGAGCAGUAGAAACUUCUCUUAAUGCCAGCAAUUUGUAUUACAAUAUCCAUUCAGUACAUAUCAUGAUCAACACAGCAUUACGUAGGUUCAGCUCAGUUAUUCAGCUGUUGCUGUCCUAAUGCAAUAUUAUAUAAUUUUAAUAGAUUUUAUUUUUCUUGUUGUCCAACUGUGAAGUAGUUAAUAUUUUAUUUAAAUUCUACUUGUGGAUUCUUAGUCACUGGAGGAAAUGCUGAUCUCUCUUUUUAUUUUUUUAAGCAUGUAUGUGUAAGUGAUUUGAUGUGUGUGGCUGUAUGUGGUUUAGAUGAUAAUGGAUUACACUUAGAGGAGACUAAGGCUUUUUCCUCCAUUUUACUUGCAUAUUUAAGUAAUUGUUGUCUAGUGUGGAUAUGCAUUGAAGUUAGAAGUUAGAGACGACCCUUUGAUCAAAUUAUUUUCUAUUUCUGGUCCAUUUCUAGCAUUUGCAUCAACACAAGCUACCUGUAGCACUGAUGUACUUUAAAAUCAGUCACUUAGUUUAAAGGGAAAUUGAUGAAUAUCAUCAGUUUGGUCCAACAAUGUGAAUUUGACACCUAUAGUAAAUAUUCACCUUUAAAGUAGUUUUAACAACUCUAUCCUCAUUAGAGUCCAACAUUACCUCAGGCUUUUUUUUUUUUUUUUUGCUCUACAUUUUUGCACGUUUUGUACUGUAAAAAAAUGCAACACCAUCCCAAAAAGACAGUUUCUUAUUAGGUGUCUUAUUAAUUUGAUAUCUGAUAUCUGUUUUCCAUCAGAAUGACUUGAAAUGUGAGAAUUUACUUUGUUUUAGGUGGCUAUGUACGGUAGCUGAUGAGAUGUAGAGGAGUUCUGUGAGUAGUUGAUGUUACACUUGAUAGUGAGAUAAAGGAUUCCAUAUAGAGGUUGAAGGGAUUUAUUUUUAUACAAAAAUGUUUGUAUGUUGUUCAGUUUUGUAUUUUGAGUUUUCGGGUUCUGUGAACGUGCCUAUUGAAAGAAUGAUGGACUAACCAAACGAAGGUUUCCCCUUUAAUUUUAUUUUUGAAGUCCAUCAAUUUGAUGUUUACUUUUUGAUUUUUAUUCCUGAUAUAUCACACACACACACAUAUAUAUACAUACAUACAUACAUACACAUGCAGUACUGUGUAAAAGUUUUAGGCAGGUGUGAAAAAAAUGCUGUAAACUAAGAAUGGUUUCAAAAAUUGAAGUGUUAAUUUAUUUACAUCAGUUAACAAAAUACAGUGAAUGAACAGAAGAGAAAUCUAAAAUCAAAUCAGCAUUUGGUGUGCCCACCCUUUGCCUUCAAAACAGCAUCAGUUCUUCUAGGUACACUUGCACACCGUUUUUGAAGGAACUUGGCUGGUAGGUUGUUCCAAACAUCUUGGAGAACUGACCACAGAUGUUCUGUGGAUGUAGGCUUCCUCAAAUCCUUCUGUCUCUUCAUUUCUUCAUCUCUCAGCAUUUUUUCACACCUGCCAAAACUUUUGCACAGUACUGUGUAUACAUACACAUACACACAUAUAUAUACACAUAUAGUUAUAGUUAUAGCUAUAGCUAUAGUUAUCGUUUUUUUUUAGAUCCCAGUCUGUUUGAAUGGGGUCACAAUGGCAAUCUAUCACUUCUAUCUCCCCUAACCCUGUUAAUUUUAUGUGUUGUCCGCUAAUCAACAUGUCCCCUGAUUUCACACUGUUGCCAUGGACACCCCAUCCCUAUAGCAACUAAGGGCCUUCAGGAGUUGACAGAGGUUUGCUCAGAGCGAAUACACACAUUAGGAAUCAACCAGCUUGCUAUGUUAAAACCCUCUCACUCCCAUUAUGAAUCAUAAAAGGACCUUUGUUUGUUUCCCCACAUGGACUCGUAAUAGCAUCAGAUGAUAUACAGUAAUUGGCAUGCAAUUGUGUAGUCCCACUGAAAUUUGUCAAAGCUCUUAUGGGGUCCUAUUCAUUAUGCUCUCAGAGUAUAUUUCCACUGAUAUGCUGUGUUCUCAAUAAAAAAAGGUC